Messenger RNA from Marmota flaviventris (yellow-bellied marmot), 1479 nucleotides. RefSeq names its product cytochrome P450 family 21 subfamily A member 2 (gene Cyp21a2). Lineage: Eukaryota; Metazoa; Chordata; Mammalia; Rodentia; Sciuridae. Gene Ontology annotation, molecular function: steroid 17-alpha-monooxygenase activity; iron ion binding; heme binding. The record is from RefSeq and is a predicted model, not a curated record. Gene Ontology annotation, biological process: hormone biosynthetic process; progesterone metabolic process.
AUGCUGUUUCUUGGGCUGUUGUUGCUGCUGACACUAUUGGCUGGCAGCCGCCUGCUGUGGGGCCAGAGGAAACUCAGGGGCUUCCACCUCCCUCCUCGUGCCCCAGGCUUCCUGCACUUUCUGCAACCCAACCUCCCCAUCUAUCUGCUCAGCCUCACUCGGAAACUUGGGCCCAUCUACAGGCUCCGCUUGGGGCUUCAGGAUGUCGUGGUGCUGAACUCCACCAGGGCCAUCGAGGAAGCCAUGGUCAGAAAGUGGGUGGACUUUGCUGGCAGACCCCGAGUACCAUCCUACAAGCUGGUGUCUCACAACUAUCCAGACCUGUCACUAGGGGACUACUCCCUGCUCUGGAAGGCCCAUAAGAAACUUGCCCGCUCAGCCCUGCUACUGGGUGUCCGUGAAUCCAUGGAGUCCCUGCUGAAGCAGCUGACUCAGGAGUUCUGUGAGCACCUCAGAGUCCAGGCCAGUGCCCCCCUAGCCAUCCACAAGGAAUUUUCUUUCUUUGCCUGUAACAUCAUCUGCUGCCUCACCUUUGGAAAAAAGGAUGACACCCUGGGACAUGCCAUUUAUAAUUGUGUUCAGGAUGUCAUGAAAGCUUGGAACCACUGGUCUGUCCAAAUUUUGGACUUGGUUCCCUUCCUCAAGUUCUUCCCCAACCCAGGGGUCUGGAAGCUGAAGAAGAUCAUGGAAAAAAGGGACAAAAUUGUAGAGCAGCAGCUGAGGCAACACAAGGAAAGUUUGGUGACAGGCCAGUGGAGAGAUAUGAUAGACUACAUGCUCCAAGAGCUGGGGCGGCCGAGAGAGGACAGUGGUUCUGGACAGCUCCUUGAAGGGCACGUGCACAUGGCCGUGGUGGACCUUUUCAUCGGUGGCACUGAGACCACAGCGACCACCCUCUCCUGGGCUGUGGCUUUCUUGCUUCACCACCCUGAGGUUCAGCAUCGACUGCAGAAGGAGCUGGACCUCCAACUGGGGCCCGGGGCUUCAAGCUCCCAGGUCCUAUAUAAGGACCGAAUGCGACUGCCCUUGCUCAAUGCCACCAUCUCAGAGGUGUUACGCCUUCGGCCUGUGGUGCCCUUGGCCUUACCCCACCGCACCAUCCGGCCCAGCAGCAUCCUUGGCUAUGACAUUCCUGAGGAUACAGUCAUCAUCCCUAACCUCCAAGGUGCCAACCUUGACGAGAUGGUCUGGGAGCGGCCACAGGAGUUUUGGCCUGACCGAUUCCUGAAGCCUGGCAAGAACCCCAAAGUGACAUCCUUUGGCUGUGGGGCACGCGUGUGCCUAGGAGAACCGCUGGCGCGUGUGGAACUCUUCAUGGUGCUGGCCCACCUGCUCCAGGCCUUCACGCUGCUGCCUGAGGGUGCCCUGCCCUCUCUGCAGCCCCAGCCCUACAGUGGUGUAAACCUCCUGAUGCAGCCUUUCCAGGUGCGGCUGCAGCCCCGGGACCUGGGGGCCCCAGGGCAUGACCAGUGCCAGUGA